Messenger RNA from Eutrema salsugineum, 386 nucleotides. Its product is annotated as mitogen-activated protein kinase kinase kinase YODA. The transcript is spliced from 4 exons. Lineage: Eukaryota; Viridiplantae; Streptophyta; Magnoliopsida; Brassicales; Brassicaceae. Gene Ontology annotation, molecular function: ATP binding; protein kinase activity. The coding region runs from base 30 to 386 and encodes 118 amino acids. Gene Ontology annotation, biological process: protein phosphorylation. The record is from RefSeq and is a predicted model, not a curated record.
UAUGGAGUCUCGGCUGUACUGUUUUAGAAAUGGCUACGACGAAACCUCCAUGGAGCCAGUAUGAAGGAGGGGUUCCUUCUUUGUUCAAGAUUGGAAACAGCAAGGCACUUCCGGAUAUCCCUGAUCAUUUAUCUGAAGAGGGCAAGGAUUUUGUGAGAACAUGCCUACAAAGAAACCCCGCAAAUCGUCCAACAGCUGCUCAGAUUUUAGAUCACCCUUUUGUAAGAAACGCAAUGCCGAUGGAAAGGCCUAUUGUGAGUGCCGAGCCUGCAGAAACUAUGAAUGUACCUUCAAGCACCAUGAGAUCACUGGACAUUGGAGUCGCAAGGAGUCUUUCGUGCAUAGACUCGGAAGAUGCAACCAUUAGGCCAAAACAGUUUCAUUGA